Messenger RNA from Mesocricetus auratus (golden hamster), 2797 nucleotides. Its product is annotated as transmembrane protease serine 11G. Gene Ontology annotation, cellular component: plasma membrane; extracellular region. Gene Ontology annotation, molecular function: serine-type endopeptidase activity. Gene Ontology annotation, biological process: proteolysis. The record is from RefSeq and is a predicted model, not a curated record. Lineage: Eukaryota; Metazoa; Chordata; Mammalia; Rodentia; Cricetidae. The transcript is spliced from 10 exons. The coding region runs from base 203 to 1456 and encodes 417 amino acids.
GAUUCUUUUCCUUACCUCAAACCAUACUCUUGGUUAACAUUUGCCCGUCCCAACUUGUUAAACAAGUUUCUUUUAAAUCUUCAAGUAUUCUUAACCUAAGCCAGCUACACAUCUUCGAGAAUAUCCAGGAUGCAAUUCAUUUGACAGGGACCAGACACAGAGCAGCGUGGAGGUGGACAGGCUGGCCUUCCUCACAGUAGUGAUGUAUCAGCCGGGUAUCCUGGGUAGAAGAAAAUGUUCCUGGAAACCAUGGAUGGUUGCUCUUACUACCACAGCAGUUUUGUUGGUUUUGGCAAUAAUCAUUGGUCUCCUUGUUUACUUUUUGGUGUAUGAUCAGAAGAGUCAUUACUACCAGGGCUCCUUCUGGAUUCCCAGCAUUACAUAUAGCCCAGAUUUAUCUGUAGAACAGUCAAGACAUCAGAGAAACCUGAAACAAAAACUCAUCAAUGAGAUAGAUGUGAUAUUUCAAAGAUCGAGUUUAAAGUAUCAUUAUGUCAAAUCUCAUGUUGUCAACUUCAGGCCAAGUCAUGAUGGUUUGAAAGCAGACAUACUGAUUAAAUUUCAGUUUCCCCAUUACAAUGUGGGCACUCUGAAAAAACAAGCUGAUAGCAUUUUAUAUAAGAAGUUGCAAUCCACCCAGAGCUCCUUGAAGAGAGACGUUUCAUUACCUCAUCUUAGAGAAAUUAAUGCUGCACAAGCAGAGAAUAUUCUAAACAGUGACUGUGGCUUGGGGAUGGAGUAUCCACCAACAGCAAGAAUUGCUAAUGGCAAACCUGCAGACAAAGCUUCCUGGCCAUGGCAAAGCAGCCUUCAGGUGGACGGAAUCCACUUCUGUGGUGCAUCUCUGAUUGGCUCCCAGUGGCUCCUGACCUCUGCUCAUUGCUUUGAUACUUACAAAAACCCCAAAUUGUGGACAGUCAGUUUUGGAACAACCCUCAGCCAUCCACUGAUAACAAGAAAGAUUGCGUCCAUCAUCAUUCAUGAGAACUACGCAUCCCAUAAACAUGAUGAUGAUAUUGCUGUGGUCAAGCUCUCCAGGCCCGUCCUGUUUUCUGAAAACCUGCGAAGAGUCUGUCUCCCCGAUACUACCUUUCAAGUCUCGCCAAAGAGUAAAGUGUUUGUCACUGGAUGGGGUGCCUUGAAAGCGAAUGGUCCUUUCCCCAACUCUCUGCAAGAAGUUGAAAUAGAGAUCAUAAGUAAUGAUGUUUGUAACCAAGUAAAUGUAUAUGGUGGUGCUGUCUCAUCAGGAAUGAUAUGUGCUGGGUUCUUGACAGGAAAACUAGAUGCCUGUGAGGGCGAUUCUGGAGGGCCCCUGGUUAUUUCACAUGAUAGAAAUAUCUGGUAUCUUCUUGGAAUUGUUAGUUGGGGAAUCGACUGUGGAAAAGAAAACAAGCCCGGAAUUUACACCAGAGUGACUCAUUAUCGGGACUGGAUUAAAACUAAAACAAACAUCUAAUGCAACAGCCACCUCUUAUUCAAACUGGAGUGUCACUCAUGGCCUCUGGCAAAUUAUAUCCAUUGUUCACUGCCAUGAACAUGGUCAUCUAGUUCAAGAUGCAAAUGAUCAUGAUAUGAUGACCUUCUUAAAUUAGAAGGGGACAGACUUUCUUUCCCACCAAACAUGAAUACAAAAGAUGCUGUCUGCUCCACAAAAACCUACCAUCCCACAACGUGUCUGAUUAUCUCCCUGGUCACCUCUGUUCUCCCAAUUCAUAUUUUUUCAACUUUCAGUAAUUGGGAAGUUGAAUAAAUACUAACUGAGCAGUCAUUCUCUGCUUCUCUCCAGACCCUUCUUUUGCUGCCUCCAUUGUUUUUGUCUUCUUCAUAGAAAAUUUUCACUGGCAAUUGAUUCAUUGACUAGGCAAGCCAAGUUAAUUUGUCUAAGUCAAUGGUGACAAAAUGAUGGGGAAAGCACUAGAUGUGCGACUAGGACAUAGGGGAUGGCAAUGAACAGGUGCAUUCCUUUUCAUCCUCAGACAUUCAUUUAAUCUUUCUCUGAAAUUUUGUAUUUAUGCUUGUGCAUAUUUUGCUUAGGCAAUUUAGCUGAUAAAUAUUUUGAAGCAGUGCAUGAGUUUUUAAUAACAUAGGAGGAGAAUUAUAGAAAUUUAUUCAUACAAAAACAUGUACAUACUUGGGAAUUAAAAGUGAGGUUUUUGACCUCUUCGCUAAUGAAAUGCAAAUGGACAAGAGUCUAAUAAGGUUACUCUCAGUUCCCUGUCAAAAAUCAGAGAUGUGUCAAUACUUGUAUAAAUUUAUUUUUCAAUUGUACCUUAUAGUUUCCUAAUUCAUUCUAUUUAAAGUUUUAUUUUCAACCAGAUUUAGAACAAUUAAAUGCCUAUGAGACAGGAAGCCAGAAUAAAUUGAUUCCAAGAAAAUAUAGAUACCUGACAUGUGAAGCUAAAGUACCAGUAGACAUCUAUAAAAUAUUUGAUAUACAGUGUUAGUAAGGAUGUUGUUGCACAAUAUUAGAAUUUAUCGUUAAAUAUCAUGUAUAUUCUACAAUAAAAUAUUUAUGUAAAAUAACCAGGAAAGCAUCUUUGAAAUACAUUAGUUUCCAUGACAUAAUUGGCAUUUUCACAUGUACUUAGUUGCACAUUUUGUAGUCUCACCUGCAAGUACAGAGUAGUAUCAAAGCAAACCCAGAAUUACUCUGUGCAUCUUGAUGUUCUCUCUAUAACAAUGAGUUGACUGCUAUGUUAAGGUUUUCAUCAGGGUUUUGUAUCGAGUCUUGCCUGACAUAUCACACCGUACAUAUUUAACGUUAUUUAUGAUAAUAAACCAAGUUUUUUCUCUCUGA